AUGCCGAGCGCGCGCGAAGACAUCGACCCGUUCGACCUUCUGAGCCCGAUCGCGUCCGACGCGCGACGACGCGCGCGCGCGGUGACGGACGAGAAGACGACCGCGACGACGACGACCGGGACGAUGACGAACGAAUCGCGCUCGAUCCGUCACGCCGACGCCGACGCGGACGCCGUGCGAGAUGAGGCGAUGGAGAAGUUGAUCUCACGCGUCGAAGCGCUCGAACGCGUCUCGAGAGAUGGGUUCGCGCGCGUGGGGGAGGUGUUGGAACGAUUGACGGGACGGGUGGAGACGCUGAGCGCGCGCGUGGCGGCGAUGCGACGCGACGAGGAAUACGAUGACGAAGAUUCGAGUGACUCGAGCGGAGAUGAGGCGGAAGAGGCGAGCGAAGACGUGCGGGAGGAGGAUGGGUACGCGGAUGUACCUCGACGUCGAGGGUCGCCGCCGCGUCGUCGACGUCGCUCGCCGCCGAGACAUCAUCGCGGUCCGCCGCCGCCGAGACGUCGCGGUUCGCCGCCGCCGAGACAUCAUCGCGGUUCGCCACCGCAUCACCAACACGGUCCGCCGCCGGACCACGGCGGUCCACCUCCACAUCAUCAUCACGGUCCACCGCCACUGGAUCACCGUGGUCCUCCGCCGCACCAUCACGGCCCGCCUCCGCCGCACCAUCACGGUCCUCCGCCGCAUCAACACGGUCCGCCUCCGCCGCCGUCGUACGAGCAGAUGGUACCGCCGACGGCGUAUCCAUCGUCGCCGUACCCAAUGUACGCUCCGCCACCCGAGCCACCGCGCGCUCCGCCGCCUGAAUCUCCGCGUUCAAUGGCACCGCCGCCGGUGACGUCUGGCGCGGUGCCUCUGGAGCAAAUGAUUGGCGACUUCGCAAACAUGGGAUUCACCCGUCAGCAAGUCAUGAACGCGGUCUCGGAGAUGGCUUCGUCGGGACAAAAGAUUGAAGUGAAUAGUGUGCUCGAUAGACUGAUGCGAGCGCACGCGUGA
This is a messenger RNA of Ostreococcus tauri, 996 nucleotides long. RefSeq names its product Protein of unknown function DUF1421. The record is from RefSeq and is a predicted model, not a curated record. The coding region runs from base 1 to 996 and encodes 331 amino acids. The transcript has a single exon. Lineage: Eukaryota; Viridiplantae; Chlorophyta; Mamiellophyceae; Mamiellales; Bathycoccaceae.